Molecule: messenger RNA, 561 nt
Organism: Paramuricea clavata
Lineage: Eukaryota; Metazoa; Cnidaria; Anthozoa; Malacalcyonacea; Plexauridae
Source: the annotation of a GenBank genome assembly
AUGAGAGAGAUAACUAGACUGAUCAGUGCCUGGAACUGUGACUCUGUGUAUUUGCAAGACAUAGCCCUGAAGUUAGUUAUGAUAAUGCCGGCACUCCUGCUACAGAAACCCAGUUUCAAAUCGAAGGCGAAGGAACAUACCAUCUGUCUGAAGAGACGUCUUCACCUUUGGGGGCUUGGGGAUUUUGACGCGCUUCUUCAUGAAUGCAGAACAAUUCAGUCGACGCUGUUAACGUCCAAGAAGACAAUGUCAGAGCUACAGUUAUCAAAGACAUUUGCAAGACUCAUGCUCCGUGGAAAGGUGAACGCAGUUCUUCGUCUGCUUGACCAUCAAUCUGCGGGAGGUGUACUACCUCUUUCAGACGUUAUCUACGAAGACCUGAGAAGGAAACAUCCAUCAGCAAAACCUGGAGACAGCCCUGUGAUGAUAGAAGGCGAGAUUCCUUUCAUUGACCCAGCACUUUUAGCUGUAAUGAAUACAAAUGGUGCCGCUGGUCCUUCGGGAUUAGAUGCCAUUGGCUGGAGACACAUCCUGGUGUCUCGGAACUAUGGUAACGCAUGA